AUGAGCGACAAGGGGGAGCUGGACCUGGCCGGGGCCAAGCAGAACACGGGCAUGUGGCUCGUCAAGUUGGUCUACUGUUUAAAGGAUGGACCCAAACAAGCUAAAAGGGAAUCUUGGAUGACGGAUCUACCACCAGAACUCAAAAGCUUUGGACUCGGUCCACGGACAUUCAAAAGAAGAGCUGAUGACAAAUCGGGAGAUAGAUCCAUUUGGACUGAUACCCCAGCCGACAGAGAAAAGAAAGCCCAGGAAGCGCCAGAUGCGAAAAAGUCCAUCAGUAAGGAUGAUGCAGAAGUUCUCCUGUCGGAGAAAGACAAAAGACUGGUUGAGCAGUUGUCUUCAUACAAUGACUCUCAGAGAUCUGAAUCUCUUAUGGAUUUGCAUCAGAAAAAGCUGAAGAGCAAAGCUUCCGAGGAGAAGAAGCCGCAGGAGAGGCGACCAUUUGACCGUGACCAAGAUCUCCAGGUCCAUCGCUUUGAUGAAGCACAAAAAAGAGCUCUCCUAAAGAAAUCUAGAGACUUGGGCACUAGGUUUUCCCAUGGCAAAUGCAAUAUGUUUCUGUAAUGUAAGCAGGCAAGGCUAGUGAAGGUAUAGUUGUGUGCUAUUUAAAAACAUCAUGUAGUAGUACUAUAUAAUAAAACAUCUUUUUUGUAUAUACAAUAAAUGUAUAAAAAGCUUUUAAAAAAUAGGUCAGAGUUUUAUAGCUUGUUCAGGACCCCUUGGGGUUUUUUCCAAAACGUUAUUGAAAUUAAUAGGCCUAUUAUGAUCAAUCAAGUUUUAAAUAGUCAUAUGCACUCCCCUGUGUGGAUUUCGAGGAAAGUAAUUGGCUCAGAUUCCUCAUUUGUUUACGGAGCCAUUCAGAUUUAAUUGACAGAAAUACGUCAUAUUUCAGAAUUUGAAGUUUGGGCCUGAUAAUGAGAAAUGGAAAUGGGCAGAUAAUGUGAAUAUUGCCAUAAUUACUUACGUGUAUAUUUGACAGGUGGGUAAGUAAAGCAUUCUGUCUUUCUAUACCCCAAAA
Podarcis muralis (Common wall lizard) is the source of this 1018-nucleotide messenger RNA. The record is from RefSeq and is a predicted model, not a curated record. Lineage: Eukaryota; Metazoa; Chordata; Lepidosauria; Squamata; Lacertidae.